AGCCGGGGCACCUAGAAUGUGAAAAAAUGGGUGGUAUAGUUGGGAGAGUGCAGGCAUGGAGAGACGCGAAACGGCGACGAGAUGACAGCUGAUUCCGCCGCGACUCAUCGUAGGACUGUGGUGUCCCUCUCGCCUGCAUGCUUUUACGAUCAAUAAGAGCUUAUACCCACAGUUAAUGGCUGGUUUGAAGCGGUGGUGUGUGUAGCUAAAGUGUGGCGAGGACUUUUCUAGUGCCAACACAUCAUUGCUGUUUUAAAAAAAGUCGUCUAGCUUCUACUUUCCUGGACCUUACAAGUUUCCCGCUGGACUUUAAUCACCCUAACAGGUUAUGAGUGAUGGAAGCAGGGUCGGUGGUGCGUGCCGUGUUUGAGUUCCUCCCCAGCGUCUCUGAGGAGCUGCCCCUCUUCGCCGGCGAGGUCAUCGAGGUGCUCAGUGUGGUGGAUGAGUUCUGGUUGCUUGGUAGCAAAGAUGGCGUCACAGGUCAGUUUCCCAGCACCUUUGUGGAAGAGGUUACCAUUCCCAGCACCAAGCCUGGAGACAGACUAUAUGUGUGCAUCAAUGAUUUCGGCGCCACAGAGACAGGAAGUCUUACCCUGAAGAGAGGCGAUGUCGUUGUCGGAGACACAGGAGAGUCCAUGGACCUUGGGGAAACCUGGCUUCGUGGCUGUAAUGCUUGGGGGACCCGUGGUGUCUUCCCUACAUCCUGUGUGAAGGAGCUCAACCUUUCUUGCCGCUCCAGGCAACUAUCUGAGCGCUCAGCCCAGGCUCAGGCUUCCGACCUUCCACUGUAUGCCCUCGGCCAGGCCCGGGCUCUCAUGAGCCUCCAUGCACAGCUUAACGAGGAGCUAGACUUCCGCGAGGGGGACUUGAUUAUCAUUACAGGGCUGCCCGAGCCUGGCUGGUUUGAGGGGGAGCUGGAGGGACGCAGUGGGAUCUUCCCGGAAGGGUUCGUGGAGCUCCUGGGUCCUCUUCGAUCGCCCCAGGAGCCUGAGGGCUACCAGUAUUUAAGCAAUGAUGAGGAAGAGGAAGCCAUUGAAGAAGGACGGGGAGAGGAGCUGAAAGAAGACAAUGAAGAGGUGGAAGGUGCUGUCUAUGGAGUGGCACUAUAUGAAUUUCGUGCCAUGGAGCCCGGUGAACUGGACUUUGACGUGGGCGACCGUAUACGUGUUGUCAACACCUUGGACGAUGGCUGGCUGGAGGGGUUGCUGAGAGGGCGGCGUGGGAUAUUUCCUCAUCGGUUUGUUAAACUAGACCAACAGAAAAUGGCAGAGGACACAAAUACCUUUCAAAUAGAGGAGGAGAAAGAGAACACUUUUGAAUAUAGCUCAGAUCCUUCUAUGAAUGACUCUGGGUUGAUAUCCUAUGAAGAUCAUACCAUAUGGGACCUGGACUACUUUGAGAGAAGUGAGGAGCAGAGAUGGCGAAGUGAAAGCAAGAAAGCUCAAAGCAAUUCUAACUCACAGACUUAUUCACAAACAGCCAAUCAAAGACCAGAAAGACCCAAAUCUAUUCCGCCAGCAAGGCCGAGAAUCCCACCCCCUCGACCAAGCCUACCUGCACGAAGCCAAAACCGCCACAAUGGUCCUUUUAACACAAAUAAGAAGAACUACACAAAUGGUCGCACACGGCCUUUGCCACAUAAAUUAACUCAUAGCCUAACGCUUCCUAGCAGGCAGCCUGGUUGGUCCAAAGACAGCAGGAACUCUCACAGACAGCCAGUGGAUGGCGCCACCGCUGUUAACAAAAGUGCAACUCUUGGGCAAAUCUUGACAAGCCUCGUUGAGAGUAGGGAGAAGAAGAUGACAAGAGAGGCCACUCGGCCGCAGAGAGCCCUGGCCUCCAAUGGCGUCCAGCCAUCAUCCAUCGCCUUGGAGGCCCUGCUGACGUCUGCCGGCGACUUGGAAGCCAAACUCUCCCAGCAGAUGUUCGAAUUUGAGAAAAGCUUGACGUCCGGUGCUUCGAGACACUUCUCAAUUUUGGACUAUGCCAAUGAGAGCGACAUCAUGCGGGGCUCCUCGCGUUCCCCGGCGUCCACCUCUGCGUCCUCCUCGUUAGAGAGACACAGGACCCUUCGCCCUCCUCCGCCUCGACCCCAAGUCAUUCGUCCCCAAGCUCCGCCUGCCAGCAGACCGGCCCGCCCUGCUCCACGUCCACCUCCCCGGUCCCCGAGACUGACUUCUGCUCCUCCACCCACCAACUCCCUCACCAACCCCAUCUUCUUUGAGCCACCUUUAAACCUCUUUGACCAAAUAACAGACUCAAAAGCAGCUGACUUUAGUGACCUCGCAGAUGCCCAUGAACGUGACCUCCACCUCCAGUUAGAAACCGAGAAAGAUCUGGAGAGAGAGAUGGAGCUGGAGAGUCAAAGGCAAAGAGAGCAGGAGGACAAUUACCAGCUGUUGUUUCGGCUACAGGAAGUGGAGAACGACAUGGAGGUGUAUGCGCACACUGCCGAGGACCUCAGGGCCAUGCUGGAGGAGGAAGAGGAUGAGACAGCCCGAAUGCAGGUCAUGGAGAACCUAGAGUUCUGCACCUACACGCUGGAGACGCUGGCCUUGGAGCAGCAGCAGUUGCAAGAGAUGACACAGCUGUCGUCACAGCCCAAAUCCACAGAGCCCACCUCGGGUAACGCCACAAUGGCCACCGCCAGCACAGAGGACCCUGAGCUGAGGAUGCUGGAGAAGAGGUCUAAGGUCAUCGAGGAGUUGCUGCAGACGGAGAAGGACUACAUCAAGGACCUGCAGAUGUGCGUGGUGGAGAUAAUUGAGCCUCUGCAGAAGAAGCAGGUGAAGAACGUAGACUUUGAUGGCCUUUUUGGCAACAUCAAUUCUGUGAUUGACCUGUCGCAGCGCCUGUUUGAAACACUGGAGGAAAGCGACUCUAUUGGCAAGGUCUUUCUGGGCUUCAAAACGGAGCUUGAGGGGGUCUACAACAUCUACUGCCAGAACCACGACGAUGCCAUCUCGCUGCUGGAGAGCUACGAGAAAGAUGAAAACAUCCAGCGGCAUGUGUUGGAGUGUCUCGAGAGGCUCAGGGCCAUAUAUCGAGAGUGGGGCAAAACAAAUUACAUCAACCUGGGUUCUUUCCUCAUCAAGCCGGUGCAGCGGGUCAUGCGCUACCCGCUGCUGCUGAUGGAGCUGCUGGGGGCCACGCCAGAGAGCCACCACGACCGGCCUCAACUGACUCUGGCCCUGCAGGCCGUCAAGGAGAUCAACGUGAACAUCAACGAGUACAAGCGCAGGAAAGAUCUCGUGGUGAAGUACAGAAAAGGUGACGAGGACACAUUCAUUGACAAGAUCUCUAAGUUGAGCAUGCACUCCAUCAUCAAGAAGUCCAAUCGUGUCAGCAGCCACCUCAAGCACCUGACAGGAAUUUCCCCACAGAUUAAGGACGGGGCGUUCGAUGAGGCUGAAAAGAGGUUCCGGCUGCAAGAGAGACUCAUCAAAUCAUUCAUUCGGGAUAUUUCCUUGUACCUGCAACAUAUCAGGGAAUCGGCCUCCGUCAAAGUGCUGGCAGCCAUCAGCUUCUGUGACAUCUACACAGAGCGUAGCAUCCCCGACCCCGAGCGCUUCCAGAGAGCUCAUCGCUGCAUCAGCGACAAACAGUUCACCGAAUUUAAGGAGCGCACUGAUUCAUUGGUCAUCAACCCGCUCACCCAGUUGCUCCUCAUGUUCGCCGGGCCCCACAAACUCAUCCAGAAGCGCUUCGACAAGCUGCUAGACUAUGACAACUGCAAGGAACGUGCCGACCGCCUCAAGGACCGACGGGUUCAGGACGAGCUGCAGGUGGCGCGCAGCAACUACGAGGCGCUCAACGCCCAACUUCUGGACGAGCUACCCAAGUUCCACAUCGCCGCAGAGGAGUUGUUCACCGGUUGCGUGAAGGCCUUCGCUCAGGCCCAGAAGGACUUCAUGAAGACUACUCUCGGGGAGCUGAAGCCUCUCCUUCAAGUCUUUUCCCGCAAAGCCGGCACUGAGGGCAACUUGGUCGCGCAGUUCCAGGAAGAGUACGGUCGUGUGCUACAACUCCUGCAGAGUUUCAGCUUCUGCCCUGAAAACCUGCCCCCAACCGCCACCACCACCACCGCCAAAAAGCCCUUUGAGAAGAAAACCCUGGAGAAGCAGAGCUCAAAGAAGCAACUCCAAGGACCUCCCAACUACAUCUUGCAGACCGAUGAACACCGUGCCGGGCUGAUGGCUCGCUUCAGCCACGAGAAACUCUUCCAGGCCGAGAGAAACUUCAAUGCAGCCCAGGAUCUGGAUGUGUCCAUCCUGGAGGGGGACCUUGUGGGCGUGAUCAAGCAGCAAGACCCCAUGGGGAGCCACAAUCGCUGGUUGAUCGACAACGGAGUCACUAAGGGCUUCGUGUACAGCUCCUUCCUCAAAGCCUACAACCCGCGUAGAAGCCAUUCGGACGUGUCCAUCGAAAGCCAGUCAUCCAACGAGUCGGGCUACGGCGGCUCCUCGCCCGUCUUCUCACGACAGAACAGCAACAGCACGCUGACCUUUAACCAGGAGACAGCGGCCGUCAGCUUCUCCACGAUGCAGCCCCAGAGCCAUUCGUCGCCACACCCGUCGCUGGAUUCCACGCCUUCCCGAGUGCCUCACGCUGACUCUGUGAACUCCUCGCCGCGAAAUCCCUCGCACCGUCACAGAAACCCAGAGCCUCCCUACCAGCGCUCGGCCCGCCACGGGGACUCAAAUGACAUCAGUCACGCCAGUACGAGCGAACAGUUGGAGACGGACUCUUAUUCCUCACACAGAAACAGCCGCUUGCAGCGACACGUCGACCAAGACGACAACUCAUACCAGUGGAGGAAUGGCAAGAAGUCCUACUCUCAAGACGACUGUAGCGAGCCCGAAUCGGAGCAGGACAGCGAUUUAGACGGACAUCAGAUCUACUUUGCCCUCUACUCCUUCAGCGCUCGCUGCGCUAAUGAACUGAGCAUUUCGGCCAACCAGCGGCUGCGCAUACUGGAGUUCCAGGACAUGAACGGUAACGGCGAAUGGUGGCUGGGCGAGGCGGAAGGCAGGAGAGGCUACGUGCCUUCGAACUACAUUCGGAAAUCGGAGUACACUUGAGCGGUGUGAAUCCCAUACUGCCACCCUUGAGGUGACGAGCACAUGGAACAAACCUUUUGCUCAUCGAGUGCGUUUUAUGCCACAAUUAUAGAUUCUGUUUACAUUGUUUUUACUUGGACCAGUCCUGUGUUUCUAUUGAAACCCAGUGAAGCAAAAAGGACAAUGAAUUGAGUAUGAAGUGUGAGGCGGGCAGGCACUUAGUUGUUUGAGGUGUGAAUGAGAUGGAUGAAUUCAAAUCAGAUUGAUUGCUUGAUAGUGCUUGCUUGAUGACACUCCUUUACUUUUAUUUUGAUAGUGGCCUACAUAUAUAUACACACACAUAUAUAUAGAUAUAUGUAUAUAUAUCUGUAUAUAUACAUAUAAAUAUAUAUAUGUGCGUGUGUUGUUUUUUUAACCUGGAGUGACACUGUGAAAUGAAAACCUGGGAAAAACAAGGCAAACCUGCAGGUACUGUACAUACUGUAUGUAAUGCUGUAUAUGGAAUAUUUGCUAUGGCGCCCAUUGUACAGUCAUCACGUUUGAUUAAAACUACAGCACAGCUGAUGAGAAAUACUUUUUUUUCCAU
This is a messenger RNA of Dunckerocampus dactyliophorus (ringed pipefish), 5646 nucleotides long. It is a transcript of the gene dnmbp, whose product is annotated as dynamin binding protein. Gene Ontology annotation, molecular function: protein binding; guanyl-nucleotide exchange factor activity. Bases 336 to 5081 code for a protein of 1581 amino acids. The record is from RefSeq and is a predicted model, not a curated record. NCBI's taxonomy places the organism in Eukaryota, Metazoa, Chordata, Actinopteri, Syngnathiformes, Syngnathidae. The transcript is spliced from 17 exons. Gene Ontology annotation, cellular component: cytoplasm. Gene Ontology annotation, biological process: intracellular signal transduction.